GACACACAGCUGGAUCGCUAUGACCGAAUCUCUCUCUAGUAGUAGGUAUAACGUGUUUGUCUUGAGUUCUGCCUACCACGACAGCAUGAGAACGCUACUGGACAGCAGCUGGGUAAAGUUUGGGCCAGCCGGCAGAGGGUCCAUUGAUUGGGUGACUGGGUCACCUUCUCCCCCAAUGGUGGAGAGACAGUUACAGGGCGACAACUGGAAUGAGCUGAACCUCGACCAGGAAGGGAGGUCAGGGCUGCUCCUCUACGUGGUCCUCCCCGUCGCCUCCCUCCUCAUGCUGGGCCUUCUGGUACUCCUGGCCUACUGGAGGUGCUCCCCUCCAAAGCUCAGCCUGGACCUCCAGGACCCCAAGAGCAGCGCGGAGUUCCUCUCCUCGCUCACCGGCCACGGCGAACGCCACACCAGCACCAGCUCUGACAUGUCGGACAGCGUGUACGUCAUGGUCUACCUGCCGCCGCCCUACGAGGAGACGCUGACCAAGAUCACACGCGCCACCAGUCUGACCAGUCGGAAAGAGUCCAUGAACAUAGAGGACCUGGAGGCCCGGCUGUGUCCGGAGAUCAAGUCCAGUGGACGCUACGUGUGACUGGGGAACACUGGGACUGUCUCUCAAAUGGCCCCCUAUUCCCAAAAGCCCACAAAGGGCUCUGAUUAAAAGAAGUGCACUAUGUAGGGAGUAGGGUAUAUGGUAUCAUUUCAGACUAGAACUAAGAGAUUGCUUUUGAAAGGACUCCAUAUACCAAGCUCUUUAGAAUACGGGGAAUUCAAUGGACUAUUUAAAAACAUCAGACCUGACUUAGUAUUGGGGGUACCAGCUUUCUACACAGAGGAGUGUGCAGUUGCAUGAAAGCUGGAAAUUGCAUUGACUGGCUGUCCAGGAUACAGUACAUCUAGAUUCUCUAGAGAGGACAGACGCUGACGAUGUACAAACCGUAGGUCACAGUAGGCAAAUAAAUCUCCUUCAACGAUACAAAAGAUAAUAUACAAUUCAUUUGCAUUGUUUUUAUCUCCUAAAUGAAACACGCGAUCCCCCAUUUUGACUUCCACACAUUGUAUGAGCCAUACCAUGCUUUCAACCCUCCUGUACCUGUGUUGAUUUACAGUUUGUUCCCUAUUUGGAGACUUAGGAAUGUCAAUGUGCAAAGUGCAAGAAUGUUACAGAAGUCUUGUAUAUAAUACUGUAUGUUAUUUGAAUUUGAUUUGAAUUGUAUUUAUAUGUAAAAAGGUACAAAGACCUUGCCUGGGCACCAUGUGUUUGACAGAAGGAACAAGGAGUGGAAUGUUAGUUAGACGGGUACACAGACUUACAAAGACCUAGUCCAGGUUAAUAAUUCCCUUCAUUCCUUGGAGUCACAUCAUAUAUGUACUCCUAAAGACCUCAGACCUGAUACGUUUUAUAGACUACAUAACAUAUAUUCAUUCUAAUUAACAAGUAAUAUGUUUGUACAAAGUGUUAUAUUGUUUUUAAAUAAAGAAGAAAAAUAUCUGAGCAUGUUAUGAUUGAGAGACUUCCGUCAUGAUCACUGAUGCACCGAGGUUGCAAAGUUUUAAUCCCAUGCUGCCCCACUGUGAUACAUCUUGGUCAUAUCAUGUAGACUACUGAAUGUAGAGGUGAGCUCUC
Molecule: messenger RNA, 1630 nt
Organism: Oncorhynchus keta (chum salmon)
Lineage: Eukaryota; Metazoa; Chordata; Actinopteri; Salmoniformes; Salmonidae
Product: small integral membrane protein 28-like
Exons: 2
Coding region: 20-595 (191 amino acids)
Source: RefSeq, a predicted model, not a curated record